Molecule: messenger RNA, 690 nt
Organism: Strongylocentrotus purpuratus (purple sea urchin)
Lineage: Eukaryota; Metazoa; Echinodermata; Echinoidea; Camarodonta; Strongylocentrotidae
Exons: 4
Coding region: 1-690 (229 amino acids)
Source: RefSeq, a predicted model, not a curated record
AUGGCCGUAAGCCUGACGUAUGGCGGCUCAUGGAGUAUUGCCGAUGACCUUCUCUCCAAGUUGGCUGAAGACAUCGAGACGGGUGAGCAGAUGGAGGCCUUAGGAAGAACACUCGGACUCAGGGUCGCAGACAUCAAUAGAUACACAGAAACCAACAGGAUAGAAGGACGGGUGACUUGUAAGGGAACACGUGCUAUGCUGUUUGACUGGAGACAGACCGUCGUGCCUUGCGACCAGCAUCUCAGACUGAAACAAGCUCUCAUUGACGCUAAGCUGGUCAUGCUUGCUGAUACACAUCUCAAGGGGACACUAAGUGAUCCAGAUAUCUACAGUAAGAAGAUCUCGCCAUCAUUGACUGUUCAGCGAUGCCGCGAAAAGUUGGAGAAUAAGUACCGAAAUCAAUUGUGCAAAAUUCAAAUGAAACCGUGGGAUCAAAGUGAUUUUGCUGAGUUCAAAGAUAUACACCUGGUUGUCACAGUGGUGACGAAGGACGCCCGUGGACAAGACACGAAAAAGAAGGAAAUGCUCAAGGAUUCUAUUGCUGAAAUAUUUUCAACUAAAGUAAAUGGAGAACUGCCAGCUCGAAUCCUCAUUUCGGCCCCUGCUGGACGAGGAAAGACCACGGCUGUUGCUAAGAUGGCUAACGACUGGGUUCACAGAGAAAAGGGAGGGUCUGGAGAGUUUCAUUAG